GGACAAAUGGUAUAAAUAUUAGCUCAUUACAAUCCAGCAGCCACUCGCAGUUCUACAGCGAAAGUGUUGCUAUUUAAUUUACAGUUCUUCUUUCUUACCAAAACGUUAACACAGACCAGACGCCAAGAUGUGUGAUGAUGAAGUUGCCGCAUUGGUUGUGGACAAUGGUUCCGGUAUGUGCAAGGCUGGCUUUGCCGGCGAUGAUGCGCCCCGCGCUGUCUUCCCCUCGAUUGUGGGUCGUCCACGCCAUCAGGGCGUAAUGGUCGGUAUGGGCCAGAAGGACUCUUAUGUGGGCGAUGAGGCACAGUCCAAGAGAGGUAUCCUCACCCUGAAAUACCCCAUUGAGCAUGGCAUCAUCACCAACUGGGAUGACAUGGAGAAGAUCUGGCAUCACACUUUCUACAAUGAAUUGCGUGUCGCACCCGAGGAGCACCCAGUGCUGCUCACCGAAGCGCCACUGAACCCCAAGGCCAAUCGUGAGAAGAUGACGCAGAUCAUGUUUGAGACAUUCAACGCACCAGCCAUGUAUGUGGCCAUCCAGGCUGUUCUCUCCCUAUAUGCGUCCGGUCGUACCACUGGUAUCGUAUUGGACUCUGGCGAUGGCGUCUCCCACACUGUGCCCAUUUAUGAAGGUUAUGCCCUGCCCCAUGCCAUCCUGCGUCUGGAUUUGGCUGGUCGCGAUUUGACCGAUUAUUUGAUGAAGAUCUUGACCGAGCGUGGCUACUCAUUCACCACCACCGCUGAGCGUGAAAUUGUGCGCGACAUCAAGGAGAAGUUGUGCUAUGUUGCCCUGGACUUUGAGCAGGAAAUGGCCACAGCUGCUGCUUCGACCUCGUUGGAGAAGUCUUAUGAACUUCCCGACGGUCAGGUGAUUACCAUUGGUAACGAACGUUUCCGCUGCCCCGAGUCCCUCUUCCAGCCUUCAUUCUUGGGCAUGGAAUCGUGCGGCAUCCACGAGACUGUGUAUAACUCGAUCAUGAAGUGCGAUGUGGAUAUCCGUAAGGAUCUGUAUGCCAACAUUGUUAUGUCCGGUGGCACCACCAUGUAUCCCGGUAUUGCCGAUCGUAUGCAAAAGGAAAUCACCGCCCUGGCGCCAUCCACUAUCAAGAUUAAGAUCAUUGCACCACCAGAGCGUAAAUAUUCCGUCUGGAUCGGUGGCUCCAUUCUGGCCUCCCUCUCCACCUUCCAGCAGAUGUGGAUCUCCAAGCAGGAAUACGAUGAAUCCGGCCCCGGCAUUGUGCACCGCAAGUGCUUCUAAGCAAUGGCACAACAAAUCCACACACACAAGCACACACAACACGCACAUGCACAUGCACACGUACACAACAAAACAAAUGGCGUCGCUUCCGUGGUGGCGCCUAAAGAUUAAUGAUUAAUGAUGAAUAAUUUUAAGUUGAACCUCUUGCUGCCCGGCCAAAACCAAUACCAUAUAUGACAAUCAAUCAGACAGCAAUGAAAUGUAUUAUAUUUAUAUUAAUAUUUAUUGGAAGUGUCGCAGAUGACGAACGGAGAAAUUGAGAUAAAAGAACCAUACGAAAUUUACAGUUUUACAAAUAAAUAAAUAGCAUCCAUUUUAAAUUAGA
Messenger RNA from Drosophila grimshawi, 1583 nucleotides. Its product is annotated as actin-87E. The coding region runs from base 128 to 1258 and encodes 376 amino acids. The transcript is spliced from 2 exons. Gene Ontology annotation, biological process: mitotic cytokinesis. Lineage: Eukaryota; Metazoa; Arthropoda; Insecta; Diptera; Drosophilidae. The record is from RefSeq and is a predicted model, not a curated record.